Molecule: messenger RNA, 921 nt
Organism: Lotus japonicus
Lineage: Eukaryota; Viridiplantae; Streptophyta; Magnoliopsida; Fabales; Fabaceae
Exons: 1
Coding region: 172-672 (166 amino acids)
Source: RefSeq, a predicted model, not a curated record
AAACUAGCACCUCCAACUUAAUUUGCAAUUGAAGUCAAUUUGCUUGUACAUAUUUAUGACACAUGUUCCUCAUUUACUUUUGACUUCACUUUCAAUCACAGAAAAAAUUGGCCUAAGUAGUGUUGAGAUUAGUGUUUACUUGCAUCCAUCAUCAGCAAUCAAACAAAAGUGAUGAUGAUGGUGAUGGUGAGAUCUUCAAUCAUCAUAUUGGUGGUUUCCAUUUUGAUAUGUGUGACAGUUGCUGCAGUUGCAGAGAAACAAGAGAACAAGUUGUUGACGGUGUACGAGGUUCUUGAGUCUUAUGAUUUUCCGGUGGGGCUUCUUCCAAAAGGUGCGACGGGGUACGAGCUAGAUGAAAGGAGUGGGAAGUUCACGGUGUAUUUUGAGGGAACCUGCAUCUUCGGGAUCAAGUCUUACGAUCUCAGGUACAAGUCCAUGAUCAAGGGAGUGAUCUCCAGAGGGAAGCUUGCGAAGCUGAGGGGAAUCAGCGUGAAGAUUGAGCUGGUUUGGCUCAGAAUCACCGAGGUUACCCGCGACGGCGAUGACAUCCAUUUCUAUGUUGGUGUUGCUUCAGCUGAUUUUGGUGUUGAUAGCUUUCUGGAAAGCCCUCAGUGUGGAUGUGGAUUCAAUUGCAAUGGUUUCCGUAGAAAUGGUAGUCUUUCUUCUGUUUAGUUACAGAUCUUUCAUUGUUGUGUUUUUGGGGUCUUUAAUCAUCAAUUUCAUGGAUCAAGGGUAUGUAUGGUGUUUGGCUGCAACCUUGAAUUGAGACAUUUUUUCUAUUGGACGGAUGUUAUCGUAGAACAUUUUAAUAUUCUUCCCACAAAUGUCUUUACCGGGAUUUGAACUAGUGAUGUCAUUCUUAUAGGUCUAACUUGUUCAUCACUAGGCCAAUUGCAAAUCAAUGUAACUACCAUUGCUCUA